This is a messenger RNA of Brassica rapa (field mustard), 789 nucleotides long. Its product is annotated as glutathione S-transferase T3-like. Lineage: Eukaryota; Viridiplantae; Streptophyta; Magnoliopsida; Brassicales; Brassicaceae. The record is from RefSeq and is a predicted model, not a curated record.
AUGGAUCCUUUCUCCUACAACUCUCCCGGGUUUGUUAACCUUUUAGCUUCGCAGAGCAGUCCCCCACACGACGUGGACUCUGCUGAGGCAGUUGGUAACUCACCCGGGUUAGUUAAACCUGUAGAAAGAAGAAAGUGGGUUGUCAAAGAAGACCUUGUGCUCAUUAGCGCUUGGUUGAACACGAGCAAGGAUCCCAUAGUCGCUAAUGAGCAGAAGGCAAGGGCGUUUUGGAAGAGAAUAGAGGAGUAUUUUAACUCAAGCCCUCAGCUCAUUGGCGCCGUUCCUAGAGAAUGGAGUCAAUGUAAGCAGAGGUGGGGAAGGGUGAAUGAGCAGGUGUGCAAGUUCGUUGGUUGCCAUGAAGCCGCUUUGAAGGAGCAGACAAGCGGGCAAAAUGAGAAUGAUGUCAUGAAAGCUGCACAUGACAUCUUCUUCAAUGACUUUAAUGUCAAGUUCGCACUUGAACAUUGCUGGAGGGAGCUGAGAUUUGAUCAGAAAUGGAGGUCACACGCGUUGUCGAAAGUUGGUGGAAAGGAGAAGAGGAAGGAAGCAUGUCCGGAGGUGGUGGGUGACGAUGAAGAGGUGAGGCCUCCUGGUGUAAAGGCGAGCAAAGCAGCCAAGCGCAAGAAACAUGGGAAUGAAGCAGCUUAUGAUCAAAUAGAAACCAUGCUAGCUCUGAAAAAUAACAUUUCUAAACAAAAGAUCCUUGAUCGUCUCAUUGGCAAAAAUGAGGAGACUCUUUCUGAUCAAGAAAAAUCCCUUAAGUAUAAACUAAUUGGUGAAAUGCUUUGA